Molecule: messenger RNA, 1422 nt
Organism: Acanthoscelides obtectus
Lineage: Eukaryota; Metazoa; Arthropoda; Insecta; Coleoptera; Chrysomelidae
Source: the annotation of a GenBank genome assembly
CACUAUUGAGGUGCGUAUACGUAUACAUAGGCGAGCCGAGCGGUUCGCGUGCCGCUUGUGAGCCGCUCGAUGGUGGUUCGUUGAAAUGAUUUUUUCCGCGAAGCUCCAGCGAUCCACAGAUUCAACGCACCAAACGCAAACAAAUAUCGCAGUCGACAAAUGCAGUAUGGCUUCGCGAAACGAAAAUUAUACUAUUUUAGUGAUGAGUGCUGCAGUUUUAGUAAUGGCUGAUGUAAAUAAAAAAAAGAGAAGACAACGACGUUGGUGACGUACUAAUUUAUUCAAGAAACGCAGUGGUACGGGAAUUUUAAUGGACCUAAAGUCGCAAGAAAUAAGCGGACAGUAUAAAAAUUUCACUCGAAUGACACCUACUGACUUUGAGAAUCUGCUGCAAAGGAUUGGACCCCAUAUUUCAAAACAGGAGACUUAUUUUCGUACUCAAAUCUCUGCCCAAGAUAGCUACCUAAGACUCCCACAGCUUGGAAACAAGUUAGCAAGAUAUUUGAAACUCGUUGGAACCUUCCUCAUUGUGUUGGUGCCCUAGAUGUGAAACACGUUGUUUUACAAGCACCAGUGAAAUCGGGUACCGAAUUCUUCAAUUAUAAAUCCAAUUUUAGUAUUGUGCUUUUCGCACUGGUUGAUGGUGAUUAUAACUUUAUGUUUGCUGACGUAGGCUGCCAAUGAAGAAUUUCUGAUGGGGGGGUUUUUAAGGCAAGCAAAUUAUAUCAGCAGCUUACAGAAAACAGGACUUCCAACACCAGAAGGACUAGAAGGAUGUUCUAUGCAAAUACCGUAUUUUUUUGCCGGCGAUAGCGCAUUUGCUUUAAGCGAAAAUCUCAUGAAGCCCUAUACUGGGGACAUUCCAAAAGGAACUCCUCAACGAAUUUUCAAUUAUCGUUUGAGUAGGGGUCGUCGCAUAGUUGAAAACGCAUUCGGUAUAUCAAGUGCAGUGUUUAGGGUGUUCAGAAAACCAAAGCUCUUAGAGCCUGAAAAAGCAGAGUGGGUUAUAAUGACAGUCAUUCUUUUGCAUAAUUAUCUCAGAAAACACUCACCAAAUAUUUAUACCCCUUUUGGCACAUUAGACUAUGAAGUUAAUGGAAAUUUAACUGAGGGAUCAUGGAGAAAUGAAGGAGAUAUGACGUGUAUGGUACCUAUACGAAAUAUUCCUCGAAGACCCACAAACUAUUGUACAAAAGUUAGAGAUGAAAUCGCUAAUUAUUUUAUAAAUAAUGGAGCUCUAGAAUGGCAGGACCAAUAUGCUUGAAUUUAUAACAAUAAUUACUUACCGUAGCAAGUCUUUUUCGUGGCAAAUCUGUGUCUUCUAAAAACCUAAAUGCUUCAUAGGCGAACCAUCUGCUGCAAUAAACUUCAUCUCUUCCUGAAAAUUAAAAUCGAGAUUAAAAUUAUAUACGGCAAGUGAAC